GGUGGUCUCAACUGGGAAACGACCGAUGAUUCACUGCGCGAGUACUUUUCGCAAUUUGGUGAAGUAACCGAGUGCACUGUGAUGCGUGACGGCGCCACAGGCCGCUCUCGAGGUUUUGGUUUCCUCACGUUCAGAGAUCCCAAAUGUGUCAACGUCGUCAUGGUGAAAGAGCACUUUCUUGACGGCAAGAUUAUCGACCCCAAGCGCGCCAUUCCUCGAGAUGAGCAGGAGAAGACGAGUAAGAUCUUUGUUGGCGGUGUGAGCCAAGAGACGACCGAGGCGGAGUUUAAGGACUACUUUGCCCAGUUUGGCCGCGUCGUGGACGCCACGCUCAUGAUGGACAAGGACACUGGACGACCUCGCGGGUUUGGUUUUGUCACAUUCGAGAGCGAAGCCGGCGUGGAUGCCUGCCUCAAUACGCCCCUUGAGAUCCACGGAAAGGCCAUUGAGGUCAAGAAGGCCCAGCCAAGGGGGAAUAUGAGGGAGGAGGAGGAGGCUGCCCGACGUGCGGGCAAGUUCAAGAAGGGCGGCAUGGAUGACCCGAACUCUGCUCAGGCCCAGAUGGCGAAUCAAAUGGCGCAGGGUGGCAUGACACCUCAAGCCAUGGCCCAGUACAUGCAGCGGAUGCAGCAGUACAUGGCCAUGAUGCAGCAACAAAUGGCCAUGUCCAGAGGCAUGAACCCAAUGAUGCAGAUGAUGCAGAUGCAGCAGAUGCAACAGAUGCAGCAACAGAUGGCACAGGCUGGUCAGGGAGGCCCGAACCCCAUGGCAGCCAUGCAAGGAAUGAACCCCCAGAUGAUGCAACAGAUGCAGCAACAGAUGCAGGGCCAGAUGAUGGGUGGCGAGCAAGGUCAAGGAGGCGAAGGCGAUGGUAGCCAAGGCUUCAACAACAUGAAUCCAGGCGGCGGUGCCGCUGCCGGGCCUGCUGCCAACAACCAUCAGCAGCACAACAACUUCCACCAGAACCACGGAUAUGGCGGACAUCAGCGUGGAGGCGGCAAGCGUGGCGGCCGCGGCGGGUACUGGAACCAGAACCAGGGAUACAACAACAUGGCUGCAGGAGGCGCCGCCGGUGGUGACCCAACCUCGUGGGAGGGCAUGUACGACGACGUGCCGCAGCCAAACUUCAACCAGGGUGGUGGUGGCCGCGGCGGGUUCAACAACCGCAGCCGAGGCGGCGGCCAGUUCCAAAACGCGGGACCCGCAGACCCGGAGGCGGCACCCCCCAUCAACGCACCCACAGGUCCGAAAAAUGCUGGCCGGCCCGGUGCGAACUACCGUGGCGGCGGCCGGGGCGGCAACCGGGGAUUCCAUCCCUACGGCCGUUAGAAGCAGCCUAGGAGGAAGUUUUGAAGGCUCCAAGCGCAACAGUCCCUGCGAGCAUAAUGCUACUCCCAAGCUGCUCACAAACAACCUGUGCAAGACUUGGACGCCAUCCACUCCUGUCAGCAACAUCAAUCCUUCCUGCCACGACAUGACUGUGCGCAACAUCUUAAGCAUCUAGCUGUACUAUAAUCUGCCCUCACCAUAAACAGACCGACACGCGCACGGCGACGCGUCUCGCGUGAUAACUAUUUAAUCAGGUUCCGAAGAGAGCCUUUAUCUAAAUCGAAAUGCAAAAUGCGAGUCCUUUCAGGCUGAAUCUUGUCUUGCUUCUUUGAUGAUGUGACAGAACUCCUUCCGAUGCUGUUUAUGGUCCUCUCGCCCGUAA
Molecule: messenger RNA, 1711 nt
Organism: Microdochium trichocladiopsis
Lineage: Eukaryota; Fungi; Ascomycota; Sordariomycetes; Xylariales; Microdochiaceae
Exons: 3
Coding region: 82-1329 (415 amino acids)
Molecular function (GO): RNA binding
Source: RefSeq, a predicted model, not a curated record